Molecule: messenger RNA, 913 nt
Organism: Rotaria sp. Silwood2
Lineage: Eukaryota; Metazoa; Rotifera; Eurotatoria; Philodinida; Philodinidae
Source: the annotation of a GenBank genome assembly
UCUAAUGGGCUAUAAUAAAAGUUGACUGCUCCUGACUUUAUAGUUGAAAGGUUGAUCGCAAAGAAUCGUUCCAAUAAUGAAUGUAUGGGUUUGGAAAUCCUCAAAUAUACUGGAAGUAUAAUUCGAAUCGAGUAUCAAAGUAUUCGCCGUGAAAAGUUCUUCCAUCCUAUGUAUGAUUGUGAUGAGUUCUGUUUGAAAAGUGCUAUGGGCCAAAUCAUGUUCUUAUGCGCCCCUGUCCUUUUAUUGUCGAAGUUGUAACUUCGAUGACGAUCAUCGUCGAAGUUAUAACUUCAUCACAUUUAUACGACGAAGUUGUAACUUCGUCAAUAUGAGUCGACGGAGUUAUAACUUCGACAACAUUCUUGACGAAGUUAUAACUUCGUCGACCGGUGUAACUUCGAUACGACAUAUAUAUAGGUAACAAGUGCAAGAUAAUAAAUGCUAGAAAACUUUCAUCUUUCUAUUAGGUCUUGUUAUUGGUUGUUUACCCAUCUUUGGUUUACGUUUAUCGACACUUGAAUGUCUUUAUAGUCCAAUGUGCUUACAAAAACUAUCUAACUUAACUAAAAAUAUAUACAAUAAUUUAUGGCUUCUCAAUAUUUCGAUACCUAGUCGAUUUACUCCAGUAUCAUCAACACUUAUUCGAACAUUAAUUGAUGAAUCAUUUAUUGAAUCAUGGCACAUUAAAAGUAAUUAUUCCAAUUACUUUGAAAUAUGUGCACCAUCAACAUGUCAAUAUACUUAUGAGAAAAGACAUGAUGCUCUGUAUAUUUUAACAACAUUUCUAGGUUUAUAUGGGGGAUUAACAGUUGGUUUAAAACUUAUUGUGUGGUAUGUUCUAUGCAUUACUGCGAAAGUGCAAGAAUAUUUGAUUGAUCGUCGAAGACGUGUUGAACCUAUAAAUGAAUGGUGA